Electrophorus electricus (electric eel) is the source of this 3083-nucleotide messenger RNA. It is a transcript of the gene vstm2lb, whose product is annotated as V-set and transmembrane domain containing 2 like b. The record is from RefSeq and is a predicted model, not a curated record. Lineage: Eukaryota; Metazoa; Chordata; Actinopteri; Gymnotiformes; Gymnotidae. Gene Ontology annotation, cellular component: membrane.
CACAGUUGCGCCGCUUGGUAAUUCGUGGGCGCUGGAGCGAAGCGGAGAGAAGAAACGGAGAAAGUGUUUUAGCAAGUCAGUCGUAGGAGAGGUAGCACACCGACCUUUCGGCAAUACUUAGACCUUUUCUCCCCGAAGCAUUAUCGUUCUGUCUGCGUCUGAUAGUGCAUCUGAAAGGAAUAUCAUUUUGAUAUAAGACACCUGAUGUGUGGGUUGUGCCCGAACUAGCCUAACUCUUGGUGAAGAGCCAUCAAAAGAAAUGGGGCCAUUUGGAGCGCUACUGUGGAUUUCACAUUAUGUGGGACUUUUCGUUCAACUAUACGCUGCUUCCCAAGCGAGUGGAUAUACUAACGUGGACAACCACGUAUCUGGCAAUGCUCUUUUCACAGAAGUCCCUCAUGAUAUUGUCACUCAGAGUGGUCAGGACGUGGAAAUGGCCUGCUCUUUUAGAGGGGCUGGUUCAACCUCUGUCUCCUUGGAGAUCCAGUGGUGGUAUCUUCGCCACCACAGAGAAGGGGCCGAGAAACCUGCUUGGACAACCAAUCAGGUUGUGUCGAAUGAGGACAUGCCCAGGGAUGCCACUAAAAUAAGCGUGGUAAAAGUGGCUGGCAGCAACAUCUCUCACAGGCUUCGCCUAUCCAGCGUUAAACCUACAGAUGAAGGCACUUACGAGUGCCGUGUCAUUGACUUCAGCAACAAUCGGGCCCAGCACCACAAAGUCAGAGCCUACCUGCAAGUACAGCCACCAGGCUCUGGUGCAAACGUCCAUAAGAAGGACAAACAGCUACCAGCUAGAGGCUACCAGCGCCAAACCGAGGAGCACAAUCUCCACUAUGGGAGCCAUCAGUUGCAUAAGGGGUAUGGUCAGUUCAAAGAGAGAGAAAAUCAGGAGAGGGAACACCAAGAGUUGCAUGGAGACUUUAGGCAUCAGAAGGACCAUCGCAGGAGCCGCCAUGGUGAUCGGGAUGAUGAAGGGGAGAAAAAGGAGGCUCCUUCUGCCCUCCACCAUGGAGAACAUUAUCAGAGAAACACUCAAAGUCUCCAUGAUGGGGACUACCUUCUGGUCAAUAGGCAGACACAGGCAUGGAAGAAGGGCCAAGCAAAAAGCCAACAAUCAGAGUUUAGAGGCAACAAGGGACAUGAUAUAGAGAAUCCUGAUGACUGUUUAACUGAUGGCUGUGUGCUCUAGAGUUUUGACAAGGGGGGGAAAGCAUAAAGAGAAAGACAGAGACUGCAGAAAAACAAUAAGACUUAUGUGAAUGAGAAGAUUCAGAACAAGGAAGGAUGGGAGAAGUCUGAGAGAGGGAGUGAAAAGAGUGCAUGUGAAAGCAUAUUAAGAAUGUUCAUCAAUCUCAAGGAGAAGUGGACAAACUUGGGCAAUGUGUACUACAUGUUACUACAGAAUAUCUCUGUUUUAUGCCUCCAUGCUUCUGCUCCUCAAUGCAUAUCUUUUGAACAUGCCAAUUUUUGUCUUAUGGCCUAGCUGAUUUGGACAAAGUGGGGUAGUGGGCUUCUUUUUUUUUUUGGCUGUACCUUCCUGCACCAUUUGAAUGUUUUCAAUACUUUGUGUGUGUGCGUGUGCGUGUGCACGUGUGCGUGCACGUGCGUGUGCGUGUGUGUGUGUGUGUGCGUGUGCAUGUGUGCGUGCAGCUGUGUAUGUUUAAGCCACUUUGUUUACUGUGUACAGUAAAUUUUUUUGGAUAAUAACUCAUUAUGCUUUGCAUUACAACCCAAUUUCCAAAUUAGAUUUUGCAUUAAGGUUCACAAAAAGAACUGCAGUUUAACAGUGUUUGAUGUUCUCUGCUUUCAUAUUGUGGGUAAAAAAAAAACAUGCUGUGCCUCUCUUGGGUUUACUCUGUCCUACUUUGAUGUUUUGUAUUAAUGUAUACAUUCUAUACAAUUCUAAAUACAUUUACAUGUGUUGCAUUAGAAGGAUAAAAUAUCCAUGUAUUAUUAAAUGAAUCAUGUUAACUUACAAAGAAUUCUGUUUUAAUCCUCUGUAUAUUUUCAAUCUCACAGUAUUCUGUCUGUGAAUUUAGGCUUUGAAAAUUACUUUGUCUUAAAUUUGGAUAGAAUUCCAUUAACAAUAAAGGGUGUGUGUGUGUGUGCGUGCGCGUGUCUUUGUUUGUGUGAGUAUACAACUAUGUUUAAGCUACUGUGUGUAAUAUGUACAGCACAUUUUUGGAUAAUGACUCUUUAUGCUUUGCAUUACAACCCAGUUUCCAAAUUAGAUUUUGCAUUAAGGUUCACAAAAAAAACUGCAAUAUAGCAGUGUUUUGAUGCUCUGUGUGUGUGUGUGUGUGUGUGUGUGUGUGUGUGUGUGUGUGUGUGUGUGUGUGUGUGCGCGCGCACGCGCGUAAUAGUAAGUGCGUCUGUGUGUUUGUGUUUUAGGUAAAUUUGUCUGUCAGCUUACUCGAACUCUAUUCCUGACAAACUGAACCUAGUGCACUAGUGCCUCCUUCAGUACAAGUUAAGAAAUGCUAUCAGACUGUCCUCAUCUGUUAACAGGUUUAACAGGUGGAAGGAUGGAAUUUAUUAAUCAGUGAGUUUGAGUAGUCUGAACUUAUUAAUAAAUGAUUUCUCACUCAUAUGAUAUAUUAACUAAUAAAUAAUCAUUCAUAUUUAUUCUCACUUGUGAUAAUCACAUUAAAGUAGCAUUAUAUUUUUUGUGACCCGUAUACUCUAUAACCAACAGUAUAUCUUGCAUAAGCCAUAUUAAAAUCUGUUAAUCAGUAUAAUGUGUAAUUAUAGUCAGUUAUGUGUUGCCUAAUGUUUCUUUUUACAGUGUGAAUAUAAAACUACAUUUCAUUCAUCACUGCUCAGGUCCAAGGACACACUCACUCCCUGUGAAACCCCUUUGUUAAAUUAGAAUUAGCUCAACACCUGGAGAGAUGUGUCUCCACCUUCUGAGAAACAGACAGUGGGAAUGUUUGUGGACUGGUGUUAUAACUACAAUCCUGAGCUUGAUUUUUUUUUUAAUGUAUGCUUUGUUUGGGGGUCUGCCCCAUUUUUAAUUCUUCUCACUGUUGAUGUACGUCAGAUACACUUUUGUUCAACAAUAAAUUUGUGAUCUUCCUCAAGAA